Molecule: messenger RNA, 712 nt
Organism: Lottia gigantea (owl limpet)
Lineage: Eukaryota; Metazoa; Mollusca; Gastropoda; Lottiidae
Exons: 6
Coding region: 30-665 (211 amino acids)
Biological process (GO): cell-matrix adhesion
Cellular component (GO): extracellular region; lysosome
Molecular function (GO): calcium ion binding
Source: RefSeq, a predicted model, not a curated record
UAUAUAAUAGGCAUACUUCACUGUCAACCAUGAUUGCUUUGUUAGUACCGGUACUAGCGUUUGUUGCUGUAUCUACAGCCCAGGAUCCACCAAGAUGUUGUAUUGAUAAAGAAUUUGAAGCGUAUCUUGAUGAAGCUGGUAGUUUCGUUAGUGCUCAAGACAAGGAAUUUCAUCCUUUAAAGGGUUACACCACAGUUGCUUAUGAUUAUUAUGCCAAGAAAAUGGCUUUACGAGUUCAUAAUACCUUUGAAAACGGAACAGAAAUUGCUGGAACCCUUAUCUUUGAUUACGAAAAUAAAUUGGAAUACGCUAUCUAUAACAGAAAAUGCACCAUCCAUAAAUAUCCAUUACAAAUGAGAGAGCCUUGUAUACCAGACAACGCUACCUAUGAAGGAAAAUUAACUAUGGGGUAUGGAGCUCACGUUUUACAGCUAAAUACCUGGAAAUAUAUACAACCAAAAACACAUUUCCCAGUAAAAUUGUCUGUUUCCGUUGACGGUUGUGUACCAGUUGUAGAAUCUAUCUACAUGACUGGUUCCAAAUCUAAAUCAGAAAUUGUAUAUAUUAUAAGUAACUUUCAUGCUGGUAUUAAAAAUAGAAAGAGAUUUACCAUCCCUAAUUCUUGUCACGGUGUCAAUGUUAAGGAAACGACACUAGUUGGAUAAAUAUGUUGGGAGCUAGGUUGACGUAUAGAAUAAAACUGUUUUGAAUA